Quercus lobata is the source of this 1415-nucleotide messenger RNA. Its product is annotated as probably inactive leucine-rich repeat receptor-like protein kinase At5g48380. The coding region runs from base 96 to 1415 and encodes 439 amino acids. The record is from RefSeq and is a predicted model, not a curated record. NCBI's taxonomy places the organism in Eukaryota, Viridiplantae, Streptophyta, Magnoliopsida, Fagales, Fagaceae. The transcript is spliced from 2 exons. Gene Ontology annotation, biological process: protein phosphorylation. Gene Ontology annotation, molecular function: ATP binding; protein kinase activity.
ACUUGACUUUGAUCCUUGUUGUCAUCAAACUUUGUUGUUUUUCUUUAGACUCUUAGGUGCUUCUAGAAUCAAAAGAUUUUACACUUUCAUUCUUCAUGCUACUAAAAUCACAAACUCAAAUGGCUCUUAAUGCAGGAGAUCUGGUGUUGCUCUGCUUUUUUGUCUGGUCAUUGCUAGGUACAUUUAGUGAGAGUUAUGCUCAGAGCUACGUGAAUAACAGUGGACUUUGUGGAGGGCCAUUGGAGGAAGACCGUAAAAAGCAUAAAUGGGUGUUUCAAAUUUCUUUCAAAAGUGGAUUUGAAGUUGGGUUUGUGGCGUUUGCUAUUUUAUAUACAGCUUUUUUUAUUUACUAUUUUGAUCUUUGGGUUGUGCCAAUGGAGAGAGGGAAAAUCAUCAAAAGAAUAGAACCUGAUCAUGUGAGUCAAUUUCCAAAAGUAGAAUCCCGAUAUGAACGAAGCAAAGAGAUUUCAUUAUUAGAGAAGAUGGCUACAAAAAUAAGCUUUAUGAAGCUCAGAAAAGCAACCAACAAUUUUAGUGCAAACAAUGUCAUUACGUCUGGAAAAACGGGGACUGUGUACAAGGCAAUGCUUCCCUAUGGUACUUUCAUGGCGGUUAAGAGGUUACAUGCAUCACAACAUUAUGAGAAUCAAUUUAUAUCGGAGCUAAUCACAUUGGCUAGUUUGAGACACAAAAACUUGGUGCCCCUCAUGGGGUUCUGCCUAGAAAUGCAGGAAAGGCUUCUUGUAUACGGAUAUAUGUCAAAUGGAAGUCUCCAUGAUUGGCUACAUGUUGUGGAAGAUGGGGCCAAGAUGUUGGAGUGGCCUAUAAGGGUUAAAAUCAUAGUUGGUAUAGCUAGAGGCUUGACCUGGAUUCACCAUAUGUGUCAUUUCCAAGUAGUUCACCUUGACAAUAGCUCGAAAGGUAUCUUACUUCAUCAAAAUUUUGAGCCCAAGAUAUCGACAUUUGGAGAGGCAAUGUUCAUGAACCAAAAUGACAUUGAUUUGAACAAGAGCUGCUCUAUAAAUAGUGAAUUUAGGGAGGUCGAACUUGUUAAGAAGGAUGUAUAUAGCUUUGGAAUUGUGGUUCUAGAACUAAUUACAGGCAAGGAGCCGAGUCAGAUGACUAAUUUUCUUAACUUUCAGGAAUCAAAAUUUGGUCUGUGUGAUGUCAUUGAUAGAUCUUUGAUGGGGAAAGGAUAUGAUGGUGAAAUAUUUCAGUUCCUUAGGAUUGCUUGUACCUGUGUUCAGCCUUGUACCGAUCAAAGGCCAACGAUGCUUGAAGUGUGCAAGAAAUUGAGGGCUAUCAGGGAGAGAAAUUGCCUUACUGUUAAAGAUGAUUUUAAGUUAGUAAGGCAACCUGAAAUUGUUGCAUCUAUCACUGAAGACGAUGUAAUCAUUACAGUUCACACAGACUGA